Molecule: messenger RNA, 857 nt
Organism: Vavraia culicis subsp. floridensis
Lineage: Eukaryota; Fungi; Microsporidia; Pleistophoridae
Exons: 1
Coding region: 1-624 (207 amino acids)
Source: RefSeq, a predicted model, not a curated record
AUGCUGCGCAUCUGUCUAUUCGUGAUUCUUUGCUUUUCAACACAUCGUGAGGUGAACACCCGCAUAGAGCUCUUUGCCAAUCAGGAUCCGAGCUUCCUCCUCGUCAACAAGAUGUACCCCACGAUGCCGCUUACAAUCUUUGAAACCGACAAGGAACAGGAAAUAUUCCUUCCUGUUGGUCUGUCAGAAAUAUCUGAAAGCGCGCUUUCCUUCCAGCUGUUCCACUCGUACUACGAAGGCCUGCACAAGAACUUCUACUUUGAAUGGAACGGUGAUAAACGAACACGUGUGUUGCCAGAAGGUGAUUAUCUGCAGGCUCGUCGUGGUCGUAAGAACAUUCUGACCGGCAUGACAGCGCAUCCCAUCCAUAACUCAUUGUUCAUCAAGAUAAUGUACAACGGAAAGUGUCUUGAGGCGUUGAAAACAAAAAGCCGGUACAGAGAUGCACACCCCCUGCGAUUUGUUGAUUGUGCAGACUCAAAUUAUCAGCGAUUCAAGUUCGUCAGUCAUGCAAAGGCUGUAUGCAUACUGGGACUAGAAGAGUGCACGCACAGAAACGAGGACAUUUUCAGGGCAGAAGAGGUGUUGAGGAGCAGAGUGCAUCACUUCAUAAUCAACAAGUGAGCAUGAGUGGUUCAAAGGAUGUGUUUGUGGAUGCUAAUAUGAGUGACAAUCAACCGAUCUGAUGAGAAUGGUUGUUGUGGUGUGAGAGCCGGUCGCUUUGCGAAGUACUGUGGUAUUGGCGAAUUGAUGGUCAUUGUUCAAGAGCGAGCUGAAAAGAACAGCACUUAUGAUCCGGUAGAAUGCCGAGCAAAGUAUGAUCCGUGAUUAAAUCUUUUUGAUGUGUUCAAACUCUG